AUGGAGGGAAUCACCGGUAGUCAUGGCCGUCGAAACUCAAUUAUUGGCAGCAUUAUGGCCAGAAAAUAUGAAAACAAAGCUAGUGCGAAGUCCGAACCAAAGACGGUCACAAAUCGCGACUUAAUUCAUGGUGUUGCUAGCUCCUUCCUAGAGGCAGCUUACCAGAGGCUUCGGGCGAGCAAAGCAAGUGAUGCCGUCACUAUAGAUGACGAUUACGAUCAAUUUGUUCAAUCUAACGCGUCUGAUAGUUCCGAUGGGUUCUGGAAAGAUGAGAACUUUCGACAGGAGUAUGAAACAAUGAGCGAGACUGAAGGCCCCCAACAGCCUUCGGAACCUAUCCAAACCAACAGCCCGAACGAAGGUAGACGGGGUAAUACAGCUCAGGAGCACUUCGUGGAUAUUUUACUAAACAAGAUGAUAUCUGCCAUUCUUCCCGAGAACUUUCCCGAACGAGAGCACUUCACCCAGAGAGUAAAUGAUCCGCUUCGCAAAAAGCGGCAGAAACUAUCUGCAACUAUACUCGCAAAUAACUUAAAGGUUUUAACGACAAAGCUGGGCGCAAUAUUUGAGUUCCAAGACUCUGUAAUACGCCUCAUUGCCUGGAGGAACCCCUCAGGUACCAUCACCUUACUUAUCCUCGUCACUAUGAUCUGCUUCAAUCCAAUGUUUUUGGCAAUCAUACCAAUGCUUUACAUACUUUAUGGCAUAAUGGUACCAGGCUAUACCCAUCGACACCCUCCCAACAGAACCGCAUACUUGUCAAGACGAACAUACGGAAAGUCGCUGGUGAUCUCUUUGACCAGCGGCGGCAAGAAAGCUAGUUGGCAUCCAAGCGAUGAUAUUCAAGAAUAUGAUUACAACCUUGACUUGGAUCCGCAUGACAUUCAGCGAGCACAUCAUAUCAAGCAAAGCAUGGAGUUUGUAGUGAAUUUACGGGAUUUGCAGAACAGCAUGUCAACAAUGGUAUCUUUGUCAAAGGGGAUGGAGAAGUUUGUGUUCGGAACAGCAGGAUUUAAAGACGAACAUAGAUCGACGGCCUUGUUUCUAGCUGGACUAGGGGCGCUUUUGCUGUCGUGGCUAGUUUCGCCAUUUGUGAAUUGGAGUCUUGUAUCUGCAGUUGGCGCUUGGUCAACGAUGAUUGCAAUUCACCCCGAAGUUCGUUCUAGGUUGGCACGCAUAAUUAAACAGGAGCAGGUCGAGAGAGGUAGAGAGGCGUUGAAAAGGAGUGAGCGGUAUGACAUUGUUUUAGACGAGGCUCCAGAAGUUCGGUCUAUUGAGGUUUUUGAGAUAUACAAGCAAGGACUAGUUCCAAAAGAUUGGACUUUUCUCAAGUUCUCUACUAGUGUGUUCGACCCUCAGGAUAGCUUCAGGAAGGCACAAAUACCUCCUCCGGGAGUGGAAACUCUGGCCCAGGUUCAACCUCCUGUGACGUGGGCCUUUGACAACAAUUCUGAUUGGGAAAUUGAUGUGCGGGCUAAUGAGUGGGCUCGUGAUCGUGGGUUGCAAUUACGCUUGGAAGAUGAGUUUUUAGUUGACGAUUCAUUUAAACGUAGAAGGCUUACUCGGACUGUUUUGCGGUAUGCCACUCCAGCGCGCAAGCCAUCGUAUAAAUGA
Molecule: messenger RNA, 1614 nt
Organism: Lachancea nothofagi CBS 11611
Lineage: Eukaryota; Fungi; Ascomycota; Saccharomycetes; Saccharomycetales; Saccharomycetaceae
Source: the annotation of a GenBank genome assembly